AUGGCAACAUCAGCUCGUAGAGCAUACGGUUUCGGUAGAGCAGACGAAGCUACACACCCUGACUCCAUUAGAGCAACAUUAGCUGAGUUCCUCUCAACUUUUGUCUUUGUCUUUGCAGCUGAAGGCUCUAUCCUCUCUCUCGACAAGUUGUAUUGGAACCAUGCGGCUCAUGCGGGAACAAACACACCAGGAGGACUAGUACUAGUCGCGUUAGCACACGCGUUUGCUCUGUUCGCAGCUGUUUCUGCAGCCGUAAACGUCUCUGGUGGACAUGUAAACCCUGCAGUCACUUUUGGUGCGCUUAUAGGAGGCAGACUCUCUUUAAUCCGUGCCAUCUACUAUUGGAUAGCUCAGCUUCUUGGAGCCAUCCUCGCUUGUCUCUUAUUAAGACUCUCCACAAACGGCAUGCAUCAGGUGUUGGAGCAGUUAACGGACUUGUGUUCGAGAUCAUUUUUAACAUUUGGACUUGUCUACGUUGUUUACUCAACUAUGAUUGAUCCAAAACGUGGAAGCCUUGGUGUUAUAGGACCGCUUGCGAUAGGACUCAUAGUUGGAGCAAACAUCUUGGUUGGUGGACCGUUCUCUGGUGCCUCAAUGAAUCCAGCUAGAGCCUUUGGUCCAGCGUUGGUUGGAGGGAGAUGGGAUGAUCAUUGGAUCUAUUGGGUUGGACCAUUCAUCGGUGGUGCUUUAGCUGCCAUUAUAUACGAGUUCAUGGUCAUACCCUCUGAGCCACCAAUAACGCACUACACACACCACCAGCCCUUAGCUCCUGAAGAUUACUAG
Eruca vesicaria subsp. sativa (arugula) is the source of this 783-nucleotide messenger RNA. Lineage: Eukaryota; Viridiplantae; Streptophyta; Magnoliopsida; Brassicales; Brassicaceae. The record is from the annotation of a GenBank genome assembly.